AUGAGUGACGGUAAAAUUGACGAUGCUUUAUUAAAACAAAUGUUUUUAAAAGGUUUACCUGCACACGUUUCGGAUACUGCCCCUCUGGCUGGACUUGUUAACAUUGCGGAUAAAAUCCUUGAGAUUCAACCAAACUCCUCUAAUAUCUCCACUGUCGAGUUUACCAAACUAAUGUCCGCCAUUCACGAUCGUCUGGAUACAUUGGCUACUCAGAUCGCAGACAUCCGCUUAUCUCGACCUCAUCCGUUUCGUCGUGCACAUUUUCUUUCACGUUCACGCUCACCAUCACACUCCAACUCCCGUAGUCAUGUAUACUGUUGGUAUCAUAGUACAAUCGGAAGUCGAGCACAAAAUUGUUCACAACUUUGUUCUUUCCAACGGCGUUAUCCAUCUCCUUAUUUAUUAUCGGAAAAAUGCACGGGCCGAACAAUAGAGACUAGUAAAUUUCAAGGCCCCGCUCAUACAACUCGUCGUCUAACAGUUGUAGACAAGACUUCUGGUCUUCAUUUUCUUACACCGGAGCUGACAUCAGUAUUAUCCCUUUAA
Messenger RNA from Opisthorchis viverrini, 546 nucleotides. RefSeq lists its product as hypothetical. NCBI's taxonomy places the organism in Eukaryota, Metazoa, Platyhelminthes, Trematoda, Opisthorchiida, Opisthorchiidae. The transcript is spliced from 3 exons. Bases 1 to 546 code for a protein of 181 amino acids. The record is from RefSeq and is a predicted model, not a curated record.